Molecule: messenger RNA, 5055 nt
Organism: Molossus molossus (Pallas's mastiff bat)
Lineage: Eukaryota; Metazoa; Chordata; Mammalia; Chiroptera; Molossidae
Gene: STEAP4
Product: STEAP4 metalloreductase
Exons: 5
Coding region: 106-1491 (461 amino acids)
Biological process (GO): copper ion import
Cellular component (GO): endosome; plasma membrane
Molecular function (GO): cupric reductase (NADH) activity; ferric-chelate reductase (NADPH) activity
Source: RefSeq, a predicted model, not a curated record
CCCGGAGCUGAGCGCUGGGAAGCUUCGCGGAACAUCCCCCUCCCAGCCCGCCAGCUGCGCAGCGGCCCCAGCCCUCGGCAGCUUGGAAGCAUCGGUCCUGCAGUCAUGGAGAACACUGGUACAGAUACACUUCCUCUUAACAUGAUUUCUUCAGAAGAGCAAGAGACUGUAUGUAUAUUUGGAACUGGAGACUUUGGAAGAUCUCUGGCAUUUAAAAUGCUCCAGUGUGGUUAUUCUAUUGUUUUUGGAAGUCGAAACCCCAGGACGUCCAGUCUGCUGCCCAGCGGUGCAGAGGUCUUGAGCUAUUCAGAAGCGGCCCAGAAAUCUGACAUCAUAAUCAUUGCGGUCCACAGGGAUCAUUAUGAUUUUCUCACAGCACUAACUGAGGUUCUCCGUGGGAAAAUAUUGGUCGAUGUCAGCAACAACCUCAAAAUCAAUCAGUACCCAGAAUCGAACGCAGAGUACCUUGCUCAGCUGGUGCCGGGAACCCGCGUGGUAAAAGCAUUUAACACCAUCUCAGCCUGGGCUCUCCAGUCAGGAGCACUGGAUGCAAAUCGGCAGGUGCUUGUCUGUGGAAAUGACAGCAAAGCCAAGCAAAGAGUGAUGGAUAUAGUUCGUUCUCUUGGACUAACGCCACUGGACCAAGGAUCUCUCAUCGCAGCCAGCGACAUUGAAAACUACCCCCUGCAACUGUUUCCAAUGUGGAGGUUCCCCUUCUGCUUGUCUGCUGUUCUGUGUGUCUUCUUCUUUGUCUACUCUGUUAUCAGAGACAUCAUCUACCCUUAUGUUUAUGACAAGAAAGAUAAUACAUUCCGCUUGGCUGUUUCCAUUCCAAAUCGGGUCUUUCCAAUAGUAGCCCUUAUGCUGCUUGCGUUGGUUUACCUCCCUGGUAUUAUUGCUGCCAUUCUGCAGCUGUACCGAGGUACGAAAUAUCGCCGAUUCCCAGACUGGCUUGACCACUGGAUGCUUUGCAGAAAGCAGCUUGGCUUGAUAGCACUGGGGUUUGCCUUCCUUCACGUCAUCUACACACUUGUGAUUCCUAUUCGGUAUUAUGUACGAUGGAGGCUGAGAAACGUAACCGUCACCCAGGCAAUAGCCAAGAAAGAAAAUCCAUUUAUUACCUCUCAGGCCUGGCUUAGUGAUUCAUAUCUGUCUUUGGGAAUCCUUGGAUUUUUCUUCUUUGUCCUUUUGGGCAUCACUUCCUUGCCAUCAGUUAGCAAUAUGGUCAACUGGAGAGAGUUCCGAUUUGUCCAGUCCAAACUUGGUUAUGUGACCCUGAUCCUGUGCACAGCUCACACCCUGAUAUACGGCGGAGACAGAUUCCUCAAGCCCUCGAAUCUCAAAUGGUAUCUACCUUUGGCUCAUGUGCUAGCACUCAUCAUUCCUUGCACUGUGCUGGUGAUCAAGUUUCUCCUCAUCCUGCCGUGUAUAGAUAAGCCCCUCACUCGGAUCCGCCAGGGCUGGGAAAGGAGCUCGAAAUUGUCGAAAUAGGCCUUGAAUGGAAAAACUGACAUUUGAAGUGACAUUUAACCCACCCAGAGUUCUGAAUUGUAUGUUUAGGGACUACUAAUGGGCUCAGUCAAGAAGCAUUUUUCUCCCACUGUGGCCUGAAGUUUGGGAACAGCAAAGGAAAUAUUGCCUGACUUUGAAAAUCGGAGUGAUGGGAAGAGAACAGCAUUUUACCUCGGGUUAGUGAUGGAUUCGUGUGGGUCCGCCUCCCCCAGAAGCAGCCAGACAUGAGAUCCAGAUUAGCCUGUGGCUUCACACUCAGAACCUUCUUGCUGUGGGCACCAUGCAUGACCUAAUGUCUUACAAAUUUUCAAGUACAUGCAACUUCCUUCUCUGGCUCAAGGGCUGAGUGGAGGAAAAGAGAAAACAGUAAAACGGUGGCCACUGAUCAAGGCUUUAUUAGGUGUGUCUGAAGAAGAAGGCGCAAUGAAGUAAAAUGAAUGAGAUUUUUUUUAAAUUGUUUUUUGAACAUGAAGGUGAUUAUAUAUCGCCAUAGUCAAUUCUGUAGUUAAAUGUGCUCUUUGAUUUUGCUUUUACCAAUAUGAAUGUGUAUAGCGGGAAACAAUUUUAUAAUACAACAAAAAUACUACAGCCGAUGGGAAGAAUUGGGUCAGAUAUAUGUAAAUGUGUACAGUUGUCCAAAGAUCCCUCCUUUACAAGGAAUAAGUGUAAGAAAGGUUGAGUUAAAAUGGAAGGAUACCCACUUGUAUUUUCUCAAUGUGCAAUGAGCAAGGAAAGCCUGAUAAAAGCCCUUCCACAAAAAGUUCAAAUAAACCAGAAUUUUUUUUUUUUUUUUAUGUGCCCCUAGCGGGGACCAAACCUGGGACUCUCUGGUCCGCAGGCCGAUGCCCCAACCGCUGAGCCCAUCCAGCCAGGGUUAAGCCAGAAUUUUAGACAGCAAGCUCAAUAAAUGUAAAGUUGCACUAGAUUAGGUUUGGUUUUAUUUAGGUAUUGCAGUAUGCUUUGUAAAUAACAUAUUCCAAAUGUUAUUCAUUAGUAAUCAGCUAGGAAAUGAAUUUCUGGUAUAAAUAGUAGCUUCUGGAAUUUGUCAUAGUUCACUGUAAUUUUAAGCAGUGAAGUUAAGUGAAGAAUGAAAGUGUAAGUGUGAUGGAAGCACAGAAGAGAGAAUUAUGGGAAGUCUUAGGGCAGAGCGCUGUGCGCAGUAGUUGUUACCGAGACUUGGUUCUUUCUCAGGUGCUCACUGGAAUGCAGGAUGACUCUCUGCUGAUAGUUCCACCUACAAGGUGGCCUUCACCAGAUUAGCCUUCCUGGCUCACACAUGGAGCCAAAAAGAACUUCUCCCCACAUGCUGAAAUAACCAAAAGGCUUCGGGUUUGACAUUUUUCACCUGCUCUGUCAAGACCAUUUAUUUUUCUCUUAUUUUUACUUUGAUCAUCAUAUAUUCGACAUGAUAUUAUAUAAAAUAAUUAAAAUGAUUUAAAGCAUCACCCAUAACCCAGGAUAUUUUCCUAUAAAACAUUUUAAAAAUAGUUCUAUUUAUACGGUAUACUCAACUUCACAUCCUUUUUAACAAUAUAUUAGCAGCUCUGCUCUCUCAGUUACAUGGCAUAUGUAUUUAAUUUAUAGUUGCAUGAUAUUAUAUCGAAGGGGACAUUUAUUAAUCACUGCUCUAAUUUAACAGGUAGGCUAUAUUCAUUUUUUUACUAAAACAAGUAACUUUUCAGAGAAUGUGUUAGCACUUACAACUUUUAUCCACAUUUCAAAUUAUUUCCUCAGAAUACUUGCCAAGAAUUGGGAUUACAAAAUUCAAGAAUUUUUAAUAGCAUUUGAUAUAUAUUGCCAAAUUAUGUCUAAAGUGACCUUGUCAAUAUCAUUGGUGUUGGAUAAGGGUGUUGGUUUUGUGGUGGGCAGUUAGACAGACAUGAGCAGAGCAAGAACGAUGGGCCAGACACAGAAGGUCGCCAGGGCUGAAAGUCCUGGGUGCCUACCAAAGGACAAUUGUAGAAUGAGACCUCAUUUCCAGGGUGACCUCCCCCCCACCAGCAUAUCCCUGGUCAUGCUGUUUGGACCCCCUGACCUUUCCUCCUUAGAGAUAACAUCUAGGUCUCAGCUGUAUUUCAGCUCCAAGCCCCAAAAAACAGCAAAACCAAACAAGCAACACCAAGUCCAAGGCUGGCCUCAGAGCCAGCUGCAUUGGGUAAUGACCCUACCCUGAUGACGACCAGUUAAUCAGUGGAGCCCCCGGCCCUGAAAGGACACCCCUGGAAAGCUGAUGGAUAUUCUAUUGAGAUAUGUCCCUGAGACCUCCCCUAAAAUCUCCACCCUUAAAACCCUUAGAAUGGAGGACCCAGUGAGCUCUCCCUCCUGGGAACCCAUCAGCCUGCACCUUUCCCCUCCUGCUCCUUCAUGCCCCUCCCCUCCCUCUCCCCCCAGGUGAGUCUCCUUGACCUUCCUUGAUUUUAAGCUCCAAGGACUUUCUUUUGCUUCUAUAACUUGUUUCCUAAGCCCAUUUCUUCUAUGAAUUAUUUCUUCUACCUCUGUGAUUUUAUAAAUAAAUGUCCUCUUACAGUUUGAGUCUUGGCUCUGAAUUCUUUCCUGGCCAGAACUCAAGUACCGAGGUUGCUGAACCUAGGUACGGUCUGACCCCACGGGUCUAACACUUGGGGUAGUUCUUGCCACCUUCAACAGUUUCAUUACACCCUUAUAGGUUUUCUUUUUUAUCUCGAUUUGUGUUCACUGAGAAGAUACACAGAGCGUAUGAUCCAUUAAUGUAUCCCUGAUCCACCCAGCAAGGAUACAAAAAGCUGGACAACUCUCAGCAGUGUGUGGAGUGCCAACCCUAGAGCAUCAGUGGGAAAGACAGGGAAUAUGUCACUGCUCAUCCACUCUAUUUUAGGCCAAAGAGCCAAAUGUUGGAGGGUUAGAGCCUAUUGGUUGAGGACUAUCUAGGUUGUUAUUAAAAAGCCUUUUGGGUUAACCAUGCUCCUUUUUAGUAACAGAAUAUGUUUUUACUGGGUCACAGUUCAUCCCUAAAAAUAGAAAAUACCACACCUGGGUAGCAAAGCUUUUCUGGAAUAAAAUGGGCUCUACUUUUAUAACCUAGUAAAAAUCCUCUACCCAGGUACUUAAUAAAAGCUUUCCAUGAAGCUAGAAGUUAAAGAGUGCCCCCUGGUGGUUUUUACAUAACACUGCAUUACCAGGUCUGACUUGGUCUCAACCUCAAAGGCUCAAAACCCACCAGCAGACCACAAAAGCCAAUUUCCUUCUCUUCCCUCCCCAAAUUCCUUCUUCCCCAAACCAUCAAACCAACUUGACCAUCCUGACACAGCCAACUUCUCCAGUUUACUUACAGUGGAAAGAAUGAGUUUGGAAUAGAUGGAAAUAGUGAACUGUAUAUUCCUUUUAACAGAUCCAAAUUGUUCUAUAUAAAAGUUAGACUAAAUUUCUUCACUACUGGUGUGCUUCCUGUAUUCUAGGGAAACUUUUAUUAAGCUCACAGACCUUUUAUUUUUGUAUGUUUUCCUCAUGUUAAAAGAUGACUGCUUUUGUAAAUGUGUACUCAUUAAACAUUACUUUUUAAAUAUU